Molecule: messenger RNA, 925 nt
Organism: Gordionus sp. m RMFG-2023
Lineage: Eukaryota; Metazoa; Nematomorpha; Gordioida; Chordodea; Parachordodidae
Product: dynein light chain Tctex-type 1-like
Exons: 5
Coding region: 34-492 (152 amino acids)
Biological process (GO): microtubule-based movement
Cellular component (GO): cytoplasm; cytoplasmic dynein complex
Molecular function (GO): dynein intermediate chain binding
Source: RefSeq, a predicted model, not a curated record
ACGAUUUAUAUUUUAUUUUAUUUUUUUAAAAUAAUGAUUUUCAAAGUUUUUGUAGCUAUAUUAUUCUCGUUACGUUCAAUUCAAGCUCAAAAAUUAGCAACUAACAAAUAUUCUGGGUAUCCUGUAUGCAACGCAGAUGCAGAUGAGUGUCUAAUAGAUUAUGUAUGCCGUUAUGGUAGCAAUAUGGUGAAAAAACACUGCUGUGCAUUUUGUGAGAGGGGAGUCGAAAACAUAAUCGGGGGCAACACCUACCUACCCACGAAAGUCAAUCAAUGGACGUCCAAUGUGGUGGAAACUUGUUUGGCCCGUUUGACCAAAUUGGGAAAACCUUUUAAAUAUAUCGUCACGUGCGUUAUAAUGCAAAAAAAUGGCGCUGGUUUACAUACCGCUAGCUCAUGUUACUGGGAUAACACUACCGAUGGCAGUUGCACCGUGAGAUGGGAAAACAAAACCAUGUACUGUAUCGUCAACGUGUUUGGAUUGGCUAUUUGAACGCACGCAUCAAUCACAAUAUAUAUAACAAACUAUAAUUAGAAUUUUAUAAGGUAAUAUUCAUAUCCAACAAAUUCGGCCUUAAAGCAGUUUUAUCAAAUUAAGACGGGAUUUCCCUAUUAAUUAUACCAUUAUCCUCGUUAGAAAGUUCUCUUUAAUUUCUCUAAUUGGCCUCAGAUUUUACGGCGAUCAUUUCAUACAUAAAUCCUAUUUUUUUUUGUAAAAUCUAAAUCUCUACAUGUUCCCAUGUCAUAUUUAAAUGUAUAUAUUGACUCUAUAUCUAUAUUCUCAGAGAAGCCAUGUUCAUUAUUUUUCAUUAUUUAUAUAAUUUGAAUUUGAUGUCGUAUUAUAUCAAAAAAAAAAACCAAAACUGUCUGUGACCGUGAAUAUAGAGUUUUACGUUAUAAAUUAUUAAUAUUAUCCCGUCAAAUAU